AUGCAUCCUUCAAUCGCAAACCUUUCCUCGCGCCUUCACCUCUGUUCAGGUGAUGUGCCGCCACCACUCGUGGGCGCAUCGGCAACGCUGGUCGAGCCAACGCCCAAUGGUAACAUCAGAGGUGCUCGUAUCUACCUCUUCGGCGGUCGUCUCGUCAGCAGUCGUCGAAUGGUUAACAAUCUUUACUUUCUCGAUCUCGAUGAGAUGAAAUGGUCCCGAAUUAAUCCAACCGCAAAGCCUCGGCCUGGCUCUGAUAUCGGUGCAACAGAACAACCGCAACCACGCUACUUUCAUUCGGCAGAUCUAUGGCAAGAUAAGAUCGUCUUCUUUGGUGGCAUGGGCUACUCCCAACGAAUAGACGAAAAGACAGGCGAGCCAGUCGCUGAAGAGCUUUGCGUGCUCGAUGAGCUGCUUGCUUUUGACCUCACCACUCAGCAGUGGGACUACAUCUUUGACCUCCUCCCGCAUCCCUCGCCGUCGACACCGCACAGUGACCCGGCUUCCACCUCUCAAGCCGACACGCUACGACCAGCACCUCGAUACGCUCAUCUCUCCUCUCUCUCGGGCGAUACGCUUUCAAUCAUAGGCGGACAGAACCUUGCCAACCAGUACGUCGAGUCCAUCAACCUCUUCAGUCUCUCUCAGAACCGCUGGAUCGGCGCUCAGCGCUUCCGCAAGCAGUGUGGCAGCUACCGAUCCCUCUCUGUUGGUGCCAAAUGCCUUUACAAGGACGGUGAGAAGGCCAAGUGCUAUCCUCGUGCCAAGGACCCGCUCAACAACGCUCUCGCCUCAGCUGCACCGGACACGCUCGACACUCCAGGCUCUAGCGCAAGCGCAGCACACAACAAUGGUGUUUCUUCGACUCCGAACGGCCAUGUCGCUCGCAAGACGGGGCAAGUCGAGCAAAACCCUCUGCCUAUCAGUUGCCAGCCCGAGCCAAACCUGGCCCUCCCAGUAUACCUCUACUCGAACUACAACUUUACCGAUGUCCGAAGAGAGCUCCAAGUGCUUACCAUGCGGGGCCAAACCGGUCUCAACGCCAGUUCCGAGGCUAGCCUGACUCAGCAACGCGCUCGCAGUGGCUCCAAUGCAUCUCAAGAGUCUGCGAUCGACGUCGAAGGUCCCCUUACUUCCUCGCAAGCCGCUGCCCCAUCUUCAUCCGAUCCUUCUGUUUCCAUCGAGGACCGUUCAAAUCAGAUGGGCGGAGUGACGCUUCCACCAGGACUUCGAUUCCCAACCGGUGCGCUUCUUGGGCCGUACCUCCUCAUCUCGGGUACCUAUCUUGCCAACGCUACGCAAAGCUUCUCAAUCUGGGCACUGCAUUUGCCCACAAUGGUCUGGUCCAGGAUCGAGUCUGGCUCGACGCUUUCAACAGGAAGCUGGAACCGAGCUCUCCUUUGGCCAGGCAAGAACCGACUCAUUGUCGUCGGACACAAGGAGAGGGACCUCGUCAGCGACUACAACCAUCGUCAGACCAACUGGGAUCACGUAAUUGUGCUCGAACUCGAGGCAUGGGGCAUCUACCAGCCUCCCUUCUCCACUCUGUCCGAAGCAGCAGUGCAGAUGGGACUCGACAAGCUCGCAGCUUCCGCACCUUCCGCCAUGGCUUCAGCACAGGCACUCGCUCGAGGAGUUGGUUCUCUGGACCAGAUUUCAGCAGACGCCAAUGCAUCUUCAACGCCAGCAACUGCUGGAGCGGAUGGCAGUCUAGAAGGCGAGAUGGAAGCGCUCUGCCUCGGUGGACGAGGUGACUUUGAGAUCGUCUGCUCCGACGGUCUCAGGAUUGGCUGCGACCGUGCCGUCCUUGAAGCUCGCUGGCCGUGGUUUAGAUCCAAGAUGGACGAGUUCCGCAGGAAAGCCAGGCGCACUCUCCGCAUUGCUUACCCCGCCGUGACCGAGCAAUUCGGUCUGGGCAUGAUCCCAGAAGACGUUGCCGAGUUCCUGGCGGAGGAGGAGGAAGAUGAAGAGUCUGUCGACCCUUUGGUCGUUCCCUCUGCCAAUCAAGAUGAAACCCAGGGCGGAAAGCAGAAGCUGAGAGAUCCCCGCUUCCAGCCGCGCCACCUGCAAAUCUCAGAGCCGUCUCCGGUCGUGCUUGCCUUGCUGCAGUUCUUCUACACGUUACGAAUCUGCACCGCAUUGCAACGUCACCCAGCUGUGGUGUGCGCGCUCAUGGUGUUGGCAAGGACAUACAACAUGGAAGACUUGGCUUCCUGGGCUCGCCACGCCGCGCACGUGGCCUUGGCCGAUGACUUGAACCCCAAGACUUCUUCAUCUUCCCGACACGGCGAUGCCUUGUCCCCCUCGUCUUCCGUCACCCACAACAUCGACAUCGCCGAGAACAGCGGACUUGAGCUGUUCCGUCCAGCCGAGUCGCUCGGACUGCAUCCAGAAGAGCGUCAUCGCCUUGCCGUCUGCCUAUACGAGGCUGCCUCGCUGUGUGGCUGCGAGGGACUGCAGAUCCGCGCACUGCGAGUCGUCAUGGCCAUUGCACGUUGGCUGCAGAAGCACGGUGCUGGUCCAAACACGGGCGGUGGAAGUGGCGCGGGUCUCGAAAGGCAGGGUCAGGGUCGAGGCGACGGCCCAUCCCGUGAUCGAUCCGGCUCGACCUCUCACUACGGUGGAGCUGGUGGCAGCAAUGGAGCAGGUUCGGCUUACUCGUCAGCUGGUCAAAUGCGCGCCGGCUCCGGCUCCAACUACCGAGCAGCGUUAGGAAGCAUUCUGAGCACGGCAACUUGGCCGUUGCUCCAAAUGCCAUCGCCGGUUCCAUCCUUGUCGCGAGCCGGUUCCGACACUGCGAGUUCGCAUGGGCCACUGACACCCAACUCGAUCUACCAAAGCUUCUUGGACCGUCGCGGAGAUUCGUUUUCGUCCUCGACCGAUGUUCCCUGCGCUCCUUCAAGUGGCAGUGCACUCGCCUACCUCAGCAACGAGGUCGAGUCGCUAUAUGGCGAGCCCGGCUACGAGUUUCGUAAGAUGCCAUCAUCUGUGCAGGAUUUCUCGAGCAGUCGAAUGGAGAAGUACUCAAUGGCUAUGUCAUCGCACGAGACUGCCAGCCGAAGCACCACUGCAGCGCCUUCGACAACAGUCGUGCCAGCGACGACAGUUGGCAGCGAGCUUGACCCGAUGGAAGCACCCACUUCGACGAGCACACGCAAGCGCUUCAGCCUGUUUGGCCGCAACACGACGUCCAACACGCCUGUCAUUCCUGAAGCGUCGACACUUGAGGCACCGACCCGUCCCGGUAGCUCCCUAGGAUUCGAUGAUAACCUGAUGGGCGAAGGUUUUGUCAAGGUAUACGCCCCUGAGCAGCCGCAGCAGACUUCAUCGUCAUCAUCGCUGCUGGACCGCCGCGCUAAUGCCAGUGCCAACGUAGGAGCCAACUCGAGCCAGCUCUCGUCGCCGCUGUCGACGAGUGACGACUGGUCGAGCCGAUUCAGGUUGCCGCGUCACUCAAUAGCAACGCAGUCUCGCGAUGCACCCAUCGCCAGUACAGUCUCAUCAGCGCCCAACUCUCCAGCCUUGAGCAUGGACCCUAAACGACGACACCUGCAGGCGGCAUCAUCGUCAGCUGCUUCAUCGCCUGCCAGCGAGCAGUUCCCUGUCAACUCGUACGGACCCCGUUCGGAGCAGGACGUGUCGCGGUCCGCCUCGCAACACAAUCUCGCGACGGACGCCAGCGCCACCGGUGCUAGCAGUCUGCAGCGAAGCAACUCGGGCGCCAGCCAUCACAUUGCGACACCGCUCGCAGGGAUCUCGAUCUCGAAGGACGUCUCGCACUUGUCGCCUAAAGAGAUUGCCAAGCUGGAGAAGGAGGAACGCAAGCGCAUGGAGAAGGCAGAGAAGGAGCGCAAGAAGGCCGGGAAAGCUGAGUACAAGCGGUUAGCAGCUGAGGCGGUGUUCGGUCCCAAAGGCAGUUCUGGUCCAGCACCGGCACCCGCGUCGAGUGACUUUGCCAUGUACACGGCCGGCACGCAGGCGCAACUCACAAGUGAGGCAUCGACGAGUGCUUCGUCCUCUCGACGAUCCUCGGAGCCUUCUGACUCUCGUUCGGGCACCAGCACGGCGAGUCCACGGACAGGCAGUAGUUUGAGGACAGCGUACAGCCCUCGUUCACCUGCCAUCGUCGCACCGACCAAGAGAGGUGAAUGGUCGGUGACGACAGCGACAACGGUCAGUCCAUGGUUCAGUGCUCCACUGCCACCGAUGAUGGGCGCGUCUGGCCUGAAGAGUAUGCCAAAGGGCAACCGUAGCGUCGGCUCGUUGAGCGGUCGAAGCUCUGGUAAGACCAGAUUGACGUCGUAG
This is a messenger RNA of Ustilago hordei, 4302 nucleotides long. RefSeq lists its product as uncharacterized. The transcript has a single exon. Bases 1 to 4302 code for a protein of 1433 amino acids. Gene Ontology annotation, biological process: cell redox homeostasis. The record is from RefSeq and is a predicted model, not a curated record. Gene Ontology annotation, cellular component: mitochondrion; cytosol. Lineage: Eukaryota; Fungi; Basidiomycota; Ustilaginomycetes; Ustilaginales; Ustilaginaceae. Gene Ontology annotation, molecular function: protein binding.